GCGCCCGGGGCGGGGUCAGCACUCGUGCAGAAGCCCCGCCGGAACCGAGGAGUGCUGCCGCUGUCCCGCUGCCGUCGUCCCGCUGCCGCCAUGAUCAUCCCCGUUCGCUGCUUUACCUGCGGCAAGAUCGUCGGCAACAAGUGGGAGGCCUACCUGGGGCUGCUGCAGGCCGAGUACACCGAGGGGGACGCCCUGGAUGCGCUGGGCCUGAAGCGCUACUGCUGCCGCCGCAUGCUGCUAGCCCACGUGGACCUGAUUGAGAAGCUGCUCAACUAUGCGCCCCUGGAGAAGUGAGCGAGCACUGGCCGUCUGUCCUGCCGAGAGCCCCUCCCACUGAGGAGUGGGUAGCCCUGGAGCAGUGCCUGCCCACAGCUGUGUGGGCAUUGGUCUCCUGCUCUGGAAGGAACCGUCCAGUAAAGGUCUUUGCAGAACCACAGGAA
Messenger RNA from Hipposideros armiger (great roundleaf bat), 440 nucleotides. It is a transcript of the gene POLR2L, whose product is annotated as RNA polymerase II, I and III subunit L. The transcript has 2 exons. Lineage: Eukaryota; Metazoa; Chordata; Mammalia; Chiroptera; Hipposideridae. Gene Ontology annotation, molecular function: DNA binding; zinc ion binding. Gene Ontology annotation, biological process: transcription by RNA polymerase II; tRNA transcription by RNA polymerase III; transcription by RNA polymerase I. The coding region runs from base 91 to 294 and encodes 67 amino acids. Gene Ontology annotation, cellular component: RNA polymerase III complex; RNA polymerase I complex; RNA polymerase II, core complex. The record is from RefSeq and is a predicted model, not a curated record.